Zootermopsis nevadensis is the source of this 3277-nucleotide messenger RNA. NCBI's taxonomy places the organism in Eukaryota, Metazoa, Arthropoda, Insecta, Blattodea, Termopsidae. The record is from RefSeq and is a predicted model, not a curated record.
CUAUGGUGCAGAAAAUUCUUUUAAAAGUCGAUUGUAAACUCGGCUUGUCAAAGAAUAGCCUACUCUCUUAUUUUGGAACCCAUAGUUGCAUCACCGUGUUUAUCUCACUUGGUGGUUAUCGAGUUCCGUAUCCUGUUGAUUAUUCGUGCAUGUGGGAAGUGUGAUAUUCAAUUUUAGUUUCGGAAGCAGUGGAUUGUAUAUUAUUGCGCUGUUUAAUAUGUGUAACCGCAUCUGCUAAUGACCUAGUAAAGUUCUGCAGAACGAAUGGCUGAAAUUCUUUUGAGUGAAGCUGAAAAAACAUUUAUUCUUCACGGCGUUGAGGAAGAUUUCCGCUGUGAUGGGAGAACGCGCCUUGACUACCGCACAAUAGAAGUGGAGACAGAUGUCGUGUCUCAUGCAAGUGGUUCGGCUCGUCUCAGGCUCGCCAACACAGACAUCUUGGUUGGAGUGAAAACUGAAGUUGAUGUGCCAUACCCAGAAAGGCCUAAUGAAGGAAAAAUUGAAUUCUUUGUGGAUUGGUACGUGCAGUUACUGCUCACAGAUUGGGAGUUGGCAGGGCAGUUGUGGUGGGGAACGGAUGGCUUUCAGCAUCCAGCUACCAUUUUAGUAUUGCAGAUCCUGGAGUGUGGAGGCAACCUGUUUGAUGCAGUUUCGCUUGCCGUGAAGGCUGCCCUCCACAACACUCGCAUCCCGAAAGUAAAAGCAGCCACUAUGGAUGGGGCAACUGUAGACCUUCAACUUUCAGAUGACCCAUUUGACUGCUUUCGCUUGGAUGUGUCUGCUACUCCCUGCCUCGUUACUCUCUGCAAGAUAGGUGAUCACUGCGUGGUCGAUCCCACAGCAGAGGAGGAGACUUGCAGUAAUGCCAGUGUGGUGAUUGCUGUAACAGAAAACUCGCUGGUGACAUCCGUUUUCAAGACCGGUGUUGGCAGCUUCCACCCGCAGACACUGCUCGACAUCCUCAAGGUGGGACAGGCGAUUGGGCUAGAUGUGAACAAGGCUCUGAAAGCUGCACUACACGAGGAGGAGCAACAGGGACGUCGCAAGCAGUGUUGUGGCUUCCUGAAGUGAAAUCAUUUACAAUGAGAUUUCGUGUUCACAUGACAGCACACGUGAAGACGACCAUCUUCUGGGAUGUUAUGCUGUGUAAUCUGGCGGAGGUUUAGUGAGUUUUCAGGGUUACUUGCUGCCUCUAUCAUCAGGGCUUCACAAAUUUCAUGUCAACAUUUUAUAUGCUACUGGACGUCACAUCAGCUUAAGAAUUUUUAAUUCCCUCCAGUGCAACAAUGUGACGGACAAUUAACGUGUUGGGUGGGAGAAAAUUAAAGUUGUGAGAAUUCACCAAAGUUCCCGUUCCGUGAGCCCCGCUCUCAUACUGACCUCGGUUAUUCAUACAGAUGCAGUAAUAAUGAGAGUGUAGGUGGAGGAUUUAGUUUCAUUUGUAAAUACAUUUGUAUUUUCAUUUUCAUUUGUAGAUUCUAUACAUAAACUAUUAUUAUUAUUAUUAGACUCUUUCUACUAAAAUUAGAAAUAGAAUAAUCUUAUCAUCAGUAUCAGAAAUGGAUCUUACUUCAUGCACAAUAAUUAUCAGUAUCAAUUAGAAGGUUUUUUUGUUAAAAUAAACUAAUAACUUUUAAAGUUGUAAAUAAGUAAGGUCUUUUUUAUGAUUUAAUAGUUACGUGCCUCUGUAGAACUGCGUUGUAUUACCACGUAAGUUUAUGUGAAUGUAAAUCUGUAGUGGGAGGGGUUAAUAACCCCUUAAUACUCUUACAACCUUUUAUUCUAAUUUCUUGCUCAGACAUUUACUCUUAUUACUAUGAUGAAUAUUUUCAAAUAACCACAAACCAUCUGGAAUCAACCAUUUCAUAUCAUCAGGUUUAUAAUGAAAUUUUUACAGUCCUUGCAUUUGUUACAGCUUUCUUAAUAGUGAUGCCUGUUGUAAGUGGGACGACAUGAAUAGCGAAUCUGCCAUUAACAAAAGAGUAGCCUAUGUUGGACGUUCCAUAGAUUUAGCAAUAUUUUCUGUACAUUUGGAAAGACAUUUAUGGCAGAUGCAGUUAAUCUUGUUUCAACAACAAUUGGUAUAAAACCAAGGUGUAAAAGUAUAAAAUUGGAAUAGGUUCGUGAGAUUUCAGGUUCUCACGACUGAGUAAACUUCGUCCUGAUGAUGGAGGCAGCAAGCACCUUCGAAAUGUUAGUAAAAUACUGGACUAGACGGCCCAGCAACAUAUAUAAGACAACCAUCUUCAGAAUGGAAUUGGUGUUCUGCAUAAUUUCAUUGGUACAACAUAACCUUACAUUUAGCUGUUACGUUCUUGAAAACCGUGAACAGGAAAAUCUCUAAGCUCGAAGUUAGGUACACUGUUAUUCGCAGUAUAAUUACAGGGGUAUUAGUGAAAUGGCAUAGACAUUAAACCAAAAUAAGACGUGGAAGGGAAUGGGGAAUAAAUUUGCCUUCCUCUCGCCUGUUGCACUGCCAUAAUAGUAGCUAUUCAGUGACGCCGGAUAUCGAUCACAAAGAAUCGACCAGUCUUGGUCAAAGGAAUACAUAUCGAUAUAAAUAUCGAAAACACUAAACGCCAUUUGGUGAUCUUGUGAGUAGUGAGGAUUGUGCCUUUGUAACCCCUACAUGAAGCUCAAAUGAAAACAGGUUUUGUGGUGAAUGGACUCUUGUUUUGUUACGUCAUUCAAAAAGAAUCUUCUUGCUCUCACUUGCCGUAAUUUACGACUCCGUACAUAUUUACAGCUUCCGUGACGCUGUUUACGAAAUGCUGUUUCACCAACUCCUCGGUGCAUUAAUCUCGUGCGUGGCGCUGUUGCGUGCGGAUUUUCAGAACGAUUCGUCGAAGGACUUCGCGGACAUCCUCGCGGAGCUGAGGCACGACCACCCGAUCAUCGUGAAGGCCAAGGACGAGAGGGUGGAAGUGCAUAGCAAGUUGACCAACCUCGCAUCGCUGUUGGAAGAGAUCCUCCGCAUUCGAAACUCCGGGCAGGACAUCCCGGAAGAUGACGAAAAAGUCCGCGACGAACUGACGUCAGCUGCCCAGUCCAUCAGACGACUUGAUGACUAUAACGAGGAACUGAUUGCGUAUGGAAGGAACCUAAGCUGUUGGUUUGAAAAAGUUGCUGCUGCUUAUUACGCCAGCUAGCGACCGCAGUUGCUUAUGGCGACUGUCACAUGAGGUCUGACACGUGCUUAAUAUGUGAAACGGUACUUUUGACGUGAGUCCAUUGAGACCACCCUGUAUAAGCGAAUAAAAAUAUAUAAAGAAGCUGA